Angiostrongylus costaricensis is the source of this 1216-nucleotide messenger RNA. The record is from the annotation of a GenBank genome assembly. Lineage: Eukaryota; Metazoa; Nematoda; Chromadorea; Rhabditida; Metastrongylidae.
CACGCUGUUCUCUUGCCUUAAAUGACCGGUAGCAAUUCAUGAAGUCCGAGAACGCCACUAUUAUCCUGAUUUCGUCACAUCCGUCACCAGAAUAAUUUUUCUGGUUCGCGGCAAGGUUUCCCGAAGGUUUUCCCCUAUUCCCCCCGAAGGUAUUCAUGAUCAAUAUUUUAGAUCAAAACGUUCGAAAAGUAUGGGAGGACUCCACUUGCAUCGACUUCGUAGAAGACAAAAAUGGUUGGUUGUGAACAGAGCAAAUAGAUAUACCGCUUCUUCGAACGAAAUAUUUGCAGCUACGGACAAGGUGAUCGUUGUCGAAGAAAAUCAGUGCUGGGCAGACCUUGGACGGAUGGGCGGCGAGCAGUUUCUCUCCCUUACUUGGAAUGCGACGGUACAGCACUAUUUAAAUAGCACCUCAGAACAUAUCUUGUCAGUAGGGUCGGCUGUGCAUGAAAUUGGUCAUGUUCUUGGAUUCUUCCACACAAUGUGUCGUUAUGAUCGAGACAGAUACAUUAAACUCGUUACGCAAAAUAUUAACCUGCGUGUUAUCCGUAAUUUUCAAAAAAUCAGCCCCAACUACAGCGACGUUUAUGGACUGGGAUACGACUACGGCAGCAUCAUGCAUUACGAUGACCGAUGUGAUUCAGUUAACGGAGGGCCCACUAUAAUUGCAACAGAUACGAAUUAUCAAAAGACAAUGGGAUCUGACUUGAUUUCGUUCUCGGAUAUCUUCGUCAUCAACGAGCACUAUGGAUGCAACGCUAUAUGUAACAAAUCCACUUCCGCCAAAUGUGCAAAUGAAGGAUUUCCUCACCCUAGAAACUGCUCUAUUUGUAUCUGUCCAAGUGGAUACGGUGGGCCCUUGUGUGAUAAACGGCCACCAGGAUGUGGAGAAGAUCUUAUGGCGACAAAUAAGAAAAAAAUGGUGAAUGGCAGUGUAGGAUUUGGAUCCGAUCUCAGAGAUCAUUUCGAUUUCUGCAACUACAUGAUAUCGUUCUCCAUUCAGGCACCUAAAGGAAAAAAGAUUGUGGUGGACCUCGAGUGGGUUUCCUAUGGUUACGACAGACCAGGUUGUAUAAGAGGAGGAGUCGAGAUUAAAGCUCAAAAGGAUCAGAAGCUAACAGGUCCUAUUGUAUCGAGUGUCAAUCCCCUACCUCUGAUCCUAUUUAACAGGCAAGGCACGAUGCAGACAAGAGUCACUUACCGUUACAUUGAUUAA